Debaryomyces fabryi is the source of this 627-nucleotide messenger RNA. It is a transcript of the gene OPI3, whose product is annotated as bifunctional phosphatidyl-N-methylethanolamine N-methyltransferase/phosphatidyl-N-dimethylethanolamine N-methyltransferase. Bases 1 to 627 code for a protein of 208 amino acids. The record is from RefSeq and is a predicted model, not a curated record. Lineage: Eukaryota; Fungi; Ascomycota; Pichiomycetes; Serinales; Debaryomycetaceae. The transcript has a single exon. Gene Ontology annotation, biological process: phosphatidylcholine biosynthetic process. Gene Ontology annotation, molecular function: S-adenosylmethionine-dependent methyltransferase activity.
AUGAACGUUAGUGAUUUGAAAUAUUUAGUUGAAAAUUUCAAUGAUUACAUUGUGGUCAAUUGUGAAAUUAAGUACGCAAUUGCAUGCAUUGCCUUUAAUCCUAUCUUCUGGAACAUUGUUGCAAGGACCGAAUACAAAACUCAUUUCCUUACAAAAAUAACCGGAUCAGCUAAAGUUGGAUGUUAUUUAUUAGCAUUCACUAUUUUCAGUUUAGGAAUUUAUAGGGAUAAUGUAUACCACCAGGCAUUGCUCAAUCAACCAACUUACGGACCUCUUUUGAAGUCCAAUGUUGUCAAAGCUUUAGCAAUUGGUACUUUUGGAUUCGGAAAUGUCUUAGUUUUAUCAUCUAUGUACAUGUUGGGUGUUACAGGCACAUAUCUCGGAGAUUAUUUUGGAAUCUUGAUGAAGGAACGUGUUACAGGGUUCCCAUUCAACAUAAAUGACAAUCCUAUGUAUAAUGGUUCGACGUUAUGUUUCUUGGGUACAGCAUUAUGGUACGGUAAACCAACAGGUAUUGCUAUUGCAGGAUUUGUCUUUGUCAUGUACAAAAUUGCUUUAUAUUUUGAAGAGCCAUUUACAGCUCAAAUUUAUGCAAACAGAGACAAGCAAUCCAAGAAAGUGCAAUAA